This is a messenger RNA of Capra hircus (goat), 3673 nucleotides long. It is a transcript of the gene ZNF304, whose product is annotated as zinc finger protein 304. Lineage: Eukaryota; Metazoa; Chordata; Mammalia; Artiodactyla; Bovidae. Bases 761 to 2623 code for a protein of 620 amino acids. Gene Ontology annotation, biological process: regulation of cytokine production; negative regulation of transcription by RNA polymerase II; regulation of immune system process. The record is from RefSeq and is a predicted model, not a curated record. The transcript has 4 exons. Gene Ontology annotation, molecular function: RNA polymerase II cis-regulatory region sequence-specific DNA binding; DNA-binding transcription factor activity.
GUACUUUGCUGGUGCCGGGAAUGUCUAGAGUGGCUGCGGGAUCUGCGAGUCGGCCUGGGCGCCGCUUCCCGUGCGACUCUUGGGAAGCGACUAGGAACGGACGGUAAUAAGGCUGGGGCCUCCGUCCGCGCCCUUAUGACGAUCCAUGGUCGCCGCCGUGGGACGGGCCGCCUAGCGCGGAGCAGUGGGCUGGGGCUGUACUCCUUCCCAGGCCUUCGCGCUCGCUCUCCGUCCUCGUUCGCUUCCGGAGGCGGCACCCGGAGCCUGUGCGCCGUUUUGGACCACGAGGAAGCCAAGGCUCCGAGCUCGACCAUCGUCCAGGGCCCACCGUCCCCGAGGGGGUGUGCGGGUCCCGCUGCUCCCACUGCAGUCGCGUUUCUCGACCUGGUUCUUCUCACAGGACCCCAUGGCGGCUGCGGCGCUAACGAACUGGGCUCAGUAGGGCCGAUGGAGGUUUUCUGAUGAGACGUAUUGAUGUUCUGGGACUCUUCACCUGUCCUUCCCUCUGCGCUUGAGUCUGGGGACCUUAAAGGAGGAGUCCUUUCUAGCCCAGCACCCGGAAUCUAAGCCAGGAGUUAUAUGAAGAGGCUCCUGCUUUGGGCAGCCAGUAGGAGGAAGACUGGACUGGUGCAUUAGACUCAGGAACAUCUUAUGCAAAUGCUUAGAGGGUGGUGUGACCUUCGAGGAUGUGUUCGUGUACUUCUCCCGGGAGGAGUGGGAGCUGCUGGAGGAAGCUCAGAAACUCCUGUACCGCGAUGUGAUGCUGGAGAACUUUGCACACGUGGCCGCCUUGGGUUGUUGGUGUGAAGCAGACAAUGAGGAGGCCCCUUCCGAGCAGAGUGUUUGUGUAGAAGGAGUGUCAGAGGUCAGGACUCCUGGGUCCUGUCCACUUAUCCAGAAAGUCCAUCCAUGUGAGAGAAGUGACCCGCUCUUAAAAGACAUUUUCCACCUGGCUGAACACCAGGGUUCCUGCCCUGCACAGAACCUGGACACACGUGACCCCUGUGGGCAAGGAUUCCUGCUGAGUGGAAACUUUAAUCUGCACCAGAAACCACAUAGUGGGAAUGAUCCCGUCCAGGGGGAUGGUGAUGAGGCCUCAUGUGUGAAGAGCUGUGCUGUCUCCGAGUUAGGAAGACCUUUUAUUUGCAGGGGGAAAGGGAUGGACGUGCUGGAUAGCUCUAGCCUUUUCCAGCACCAGAGCACUCACAGUGGACUGAGUCCACACAGAAUAGCUGAGUUUGUGGAAUCAUUUGCACACAAGUCCAGUCUCAGUUGUCACCAGGGAGACAGUGAUGAAUUGAUGUUUCUCAAUUGCACUGAUGAUGAGAAAGCCUUCAUGAACGCCUUCACUCUCCUCGACAACCAGAUAACUCAGGCGGUUGAAGUGCGAUCCCUUAGGUGCCUGCCUUGUGGAGAUCUGUCCAAGGAGAAAUCCGCUCUUAUUCGUCACAGAAAACUUAGUGGUGGGGAAACAUCACAUGUGUGUAAGGAGUGUGGAGAGGCCUUCAUUCACUCGUCUCACCUAAAAAGUCACCAGAAAUUUCACACUGGCAAAAGACAGUAUACGUGCAGUGAAUGUGGCAAGGCCUUCAGCCGCAAAGACACACUUGUGCAGCACCAGAGAGUUCACACUGGAGAAAGGGCUUAUGACUGCACUGAAUGUGGAAAAGCCUACAGCAGAAGCUCCCACCUCGUGCAGCACCAGAGGAUUCACACCGGAGAAAGGCCUUACAAGUGCAGUGAAUGUGGGAAGGCCUUCAGUCGUAAAGACACACUUGUGCAGCACCAGAGAUUUCACACAGGGGAAAGGCCUUAUGAGUGCAGUGAGUGUGGAAAAUUCUUUAGCCAAAGCUCUCACCUUAUUGAGCAUUGGAGAAUUCACACCGGGGCGAGGCCUUAUGAGUGCAUUGAAUGUGGAAAAUUCUUUAGCCAUAACUCCAGCCUCAUUAAACAUAGGAGAGUCCACACAGGAGCAAAGUCUUAUGUGUGCGGCAAAUGUGGGAAGGCUUUUGGCUGCAAGGACACACUUGUUCAGCACCAGAUAAUUCACACUGGCGCACGGCCUUAUGAGUGCAGUGAGUGUGGAAAGGCCUUUAGCCGUAAAGAUACACUUGUGCAGCACCGGAAAAUCCACACUGGAGAAAGGCCUUAUGAGUGCAAUGACUGUGGAAAAUUCUUUAGCCAUAGCUCCAACCUCAUUGUGCACCAGAGAAUUCAUACUGGAGCAAAGCCUUAUGAAUGCAGUGAAUGUGGGAAAUGCUUUAGCCACAAUUCUAGCCUCAUUCUACACCAGAGAGUUCACAGUGGAGCAAGGCCCUAUGUGUGUAGUGAAUGUGGAAAAGCUUACAUUAGUAGCUCCCACCUUGUUCAACACAAGAAAGUUCACACUGGAGCAAGACCUUAUAAAUGCAGUGAAUGUGGGAAAUUCUUUAGCCGCAACUCUAGCCUCAUUCUACACCAGAGAGUUCACACUGGUGAAAAGCCAUAUGUGUGCAAUGAAUGUGGGAAGGCCUAUAGCAGAAGCUCCCAUCUUGUUCGGCACCAGAAAGCUCACCCUGGAGAAGGACCUCAUGAAUGCAACAGUUUUGGUGACCCUUUAGCUGCGUCUCUUAAACUUGUUUAAUGCCCAGAAACUUCACACGGGAGAAAGGCCUUAUGAAUGGAGUCAAUGUGCUGUGUCCCCGUUCAAGAUUAUAGGAGUCACACCAGCAAAGGUGGGGAUCGUCGUUGGUACAGAGGCACUGAGCUAGUGGAGUGGGGAUGACUGAGGCUCAGGAGAGGAUGGGUGUCUGUUCUUAAGGUGGCGUCUCUAUAUGUCUGCGAUUUUGGCUCUGUGGCAUGAAAUUAUAGAGAAAUUCUCAGGGCCUUCACAUCUCCGAGUCUCCUGUGGCCACCACACUGUCUCAGUAAAUAAAGGUCUGUGGAUUCCUGUACCUCCCUGGGCUGCUGGUGUUCUGGCCAUCACUGCACAGGCAGGAGCCCCAGCAGUGACAGCAGAGCGAUCAGGGCUCGGGCUUCUCUGACCAGCCAGCGUUCCUCGUGACUGAGGUGGGCGUGAACUUUGUUGCUCUGCAGUUUUUGCUGAUCCUGAGGCAGGGCUUAUGCUCCUAAAUUGUGUAGAGAGGGAUAGAGUAGAGCCAGAACAGUUGGCAGAUGGGACUUUCCAAGAAGAAUGGUAAAUAUGGAUAUUUAUGGGGAAUAUUUAGUUCUUAACAUCUUUGUUGAGGUAUGAUGACAUGAAAUAAAUGGCAUGUAUGUAAAGUGUAAAACGUUUUAUGUUUCAGCAUGUGUAUGUACUGACGAGACCACACAUCAAGAUAAUGGAGAUAUCCAGCACAGCCAAGAGAUUCCUUGGGUCCCUUUAUAAUCCUUUCCUCCUUGUCCUUUCUAACCCCCCCUUUCCCACAAUUCACAUUUAGUAGCAAGCAUAUUCUAGAAUUUCAUAUAAACAGAAUUAUAUACUUUGUGGAGAGUGGGGACUCUGGCACUUUUCACCAACCAUAACUUUUUUGACAUAAGCCAUAUUAUUGCAUGUAUCAGUUAUUCAUUUGUAUUGUUGAGUACUAUUCCAUUGCAUGGCUAUACCACAAUUGUUCUUUUAUCCAUUCACCUGUUGUUGGAUGUUUGGGUUGUUUCUGGUUUGGCUGUUACAAAUAAAGCAGCUGUGAAGAUU